Molecule: messenger RNA, 1710 nt
Organism: Talpa occidentalis (Iberian mole)
Lineage: Eukaryota; Metazoa; Chordata; Mammalia; Eulipotyphla; Talpidae
Gene: GDPD2
Product: glycerophosphodiester phosphodiesterase domain containing 2
Exons: 14
Coding region: 11-1678 (555 amino acids)
Biological process (GO): lipid metabolic process
Cellular component (GO): membrane
Molecular function (GO): glycerophosphodiester phosphodiesterase activity
Source: RefSeq, a predicted model, not a curated record
GGCCCUCAACAUGGCCCAGCGCCCCAGCUGCUGCUCUAUCUGGGCCCAGUGCCUCGGCUGCCUGUAUAGCUGCCACUGGAAGAAAAGCCCCCAAGAGAGGAUGCAAAUCAUUAAGUGCAACGACUGUUUCUGGUUUGGUCUGCUCUUCCUAACCUUCCUCCUCUCCCUGGGCUGGCUGUACAUCGGGCUCGUCCUUCUCAACGACCUGCACAACUUCAAUGAAUUCCUAUUCAAGCAGUGGGGAUGCUGGAUGGACUGGUCCCUGGUAUUCCUGCUGGUCACCUCUCUGCUGGUCACAUAUGCAUCCCUGCUAUUGCUCCUGGCCCUGCUCCUGCGACUCUGUGGCCAGCCUCUGCACCUGCACUGUGUGCACAAGGUGCUGCUGAUCUUCAUUAUACUUCUUGUGGUCGCUGGCCUCGUGGGACUAGACAUCCAGUGGCAGGAGGAGUGGCAUAGCCUACGUGUGUCACUGCAGGCCACAGCCCCAUUCCUUCACAUUGGAGCAGUUGCUGGCGUCACCCUCCUGGCCUGGCCUGUGGCUCGUACCUUCUACCAUAUCCACCAAAGAGGUCCCAAGAUUUUGCUACUGCUCCUAUUUUUUGGAGUUGCUCUGGCCAUUUACCUGGUCCCUUUAUGCAUAUCCUCACCCUGUAUCAUGGAACCCAUAGACUUACCCCGCAAGCCUGAGCUGGUGGGACACCGAGGGGCCCCCAUGCUGGCCCCUGAGAACACCUUGAUGUCCCUGUGGAAGACAGCAGAAUGUGGAGCUACUGUGUUCGAGACUGAUGUGAUGGUCAGUUCCGAUGGAGUCCCGUUCCUCAUGCAUGAUGAUCGCCUGAGCAGAACCACAGAUGUGGCCUCUGUGUUCCCAGACCGAAUCACUGCCCACAGCAGUGACUUCUCCUGGAAUGAACUGAAGAGACUCAAUGCUGGAGCCUGGUUCUUAGAGAGGCGAACUUUCUGGUGGGCCAAGCAGCUGUCAGACCGUGAUCGGAAAGAGGCUGAGAAUCAGAGAGUACCCACAUUGGAAGAGCUACUGAAGGAAGCUGCAAGCCUCAACCUUUCCAUCAUAUUUGACUUGCGCCGUCCCCCAGAAAACCACACAUACCAUGACACUUUUGUGAACCAGACAGUGGAGACUGUGCUGAAUGCAAGGGUGCCCCAAGACAUGGUCCUCUGGUUACCAGAUGACGAUCGAGCUAAUGUCCAACAGCGGGCACCGGGAAUGCGCCAGGUAUAUGGACAGCAAGGAGGCAACAGAACUGAGAGGCCUCAGUAUCUCAACCUCCCCUACCAAGACCUGCCACAGUUGGACAUCAAGGCACUGCACCAGGAUAAUACAUCGGUGAACCUAUUUGUAGUGAACAAGUCCUGGCUCUUCUCCCUCCUCUGGUGUGCAGGGGUGGAUUCAGUCACCACCAAUGACUGCCAGCUGCUGCAGCAGAUGAGUGGCCCUGUCUGGCUUAUUCCUCCUCAAACCUACCUAAUAACAUGGAUCAUCAUCAAUUGUGUCUCUGCCCUGCUGCUCUUGUUGGCCUUCCUCAGCCAAAGGACAUGUGCUAGUGAGGAAACGAGACCUGGUAAGAACUUUUUCCCUUUCACCCCAUUUUUCUCAUCCUCCAGGCUUCCCCUUGCUCACUCCAUAUAUGACCCCUUCUUCCACCCUCCCCAGGUGUAGAGACAGCAGUGCUGCUGACUGGGAUCAACAGU